Messenger RNA from Cuscuta epithymum, 6537 nucleotides. NCBI's taxonomy places the organism in Eukaryota, Viridiplantae, Streptophyta, Magnoliopsida, Solanales, Convolvulaceae. The record is from the annotation of a GenBank genome assembly.
AUGGCAUUGGAUGUAUCUUUCAAGAGAGAGAAAGAGAAGGUAACACGGAGUACCAGUUUGGAGGAAGGGAAAAAGCGAAGAGAAGAGGGAGAAAACGUUUUCCAGUUCAAAAGGUCAAACGCACAACCAUAAAACCAUCUCCUCUUGUCAUCUACAUCUUUCCCGUGCGUGUUCUCCGCUUGAUUAAUGCUUCAUCAUCUGAUUGUUAACUCACGUCAGCAGCAUCGCCCGGCGGCUGACGGAGACCGGCGACGGAGGCUACACUGACGAUUCAUCACCGACAUCAACAUCAGCAGUAGCGCAGGAAGCAGAUAUACAAUCUGUGUUACUUCAAUUGGUAACGUCUGGUUCGUUUCAUUCCUUGGUUGUUCUUCGAGUUUAUCAUGAAGAAAAGCCAGAGUAUCAAUAGUAACGUGAAUAAUAAGGUGAAGAAUGGGGCUACCAAUGGCUUUCUUCCGAAUUCUUUCAAGUUCAUAUCCUCCUGCAUCAAAACUGUGUCGUCUAACGUGAGAUGUGCGGGAGCCUCCGUGGCCGGUUCCAUCUCCGCCGCUGCCUCCGACUCGGAUGAUCAUCGCAAGGACCAGGUCUUAAACACUUCAUCGCAUUGAUGAUUCAAGUUUACUGAGUAGUUGUUACUUAAUUUCUACCUGGAUUUUGCUUACGUGCUGGAUUCAUUUAUAGCUGUGCCGAUUUUCUCCACAUUUUUGUACGGCAAAUCAUGAUAUCAAUUCACUCAUUCAUUUCCAGAUUGCUGGAUUGACGUCAUUCAUAUUUCAUAGGGUUGUAACCUUCUGACAGGCUGUAUUUGGUUACUACUUACUUCAAGUGAAUUUCAGUGCUUAUUUGUGUUAACAAAAGCUAUUGUUUGGGGACAUUGAGCUUUGUACAUGUCGUAGUUAUAACUUAGGGAGUAUAAGAUUGUAGAUAGAUGCUUCUGGAUAAUAAGAUAUUUACUUGAGUUUGAAAGGAACCUUAGGAACUUCAUUUUACUGUUCAACAUGUGGUAUUGUUUUAAUUUUGUACUGCUGAAAAGCAUAUUGUUACACUCACUAACUGUAUUUUAUUGUAACACAAUACCUUCGCAAGUAUUAGUUACAUGUGCAUUAACUGUAAUUCAGAUCUAAGUAGCAUAUUUCUCUCUUGAGGUUGUUGCAUGCUAUCUACCUUAUACUGAUUUUUUUCAUCAUCUAUCACACGCUCCAUGCAUGAUAUGAAAGUGUGAAAGUAAACCUUGACAAAAUCCUUGACCUAUACCUAUUGCAAAGUUCAAAAUUGCGUCCUGAGGCUAAGCAUUGAAGAAAUACCUAGAAAUUGGCGAUGUGGCUCAACGUAUUGAGAGCAAUACCUAGAAAUUGGCGAUGUGGCUCAACAUAUUGAGAUCAAUACCUAGGUUUUGCGCACUAUCCUACUGUGGCUUGCCAUAUCAAUAACUCUAUUAGGCUUAAUAGAGGCUUAUGCCGUACAGUUUGUCAGUUAUACUAAAGUGAAACAAGUUUUGAGUUAAAGAGUCAUCAACCCUAUAACAGAAAACUAGCCAUCUUUCUCCAGGCUGCCUUUCCUCCGCGCACCAACCCAAGAAAGCCUUUGCCCCUAUGUUGAAUAGCAAGAGUUUUAUUGUUAUUUCAUAACUUUAUUUUUCAUGCGUUGACUCACACCUCCUUCAUGGUUGCAUCACAUAUAUACACUCAUAUGCAUACCUAGGUUAUAUAAAAUACUCCACCCUCAUGGAAAAUACUAAAAUAAUCAACUCUCCACAUACUUGGAUACACUAAAGGAAUCGACACCCUCACAUCCUUCUUAAUUAAUUCAACAACUUAUUCAUUUUCUUUUAUCUUCUCCUAUCCAUACAACAUUACACUUAAAUCCCCCGUGGGUCUUUUCUUCCUCAAUAGCUCAGUGGUAGAGCGGUCGGCUGCGCCCAAUAGGAAUUGAACCUAUACCAAAGGUUUAGAAGACCUAUGUCCUAUCCAUUAGAUAUUUUAGUUUAGGUAAUAUUUUUGAUGCAUCAUUGUAAUAAGUUAACAAGAUACUUGCUCGCCAAGGCUCUUGGGACAAGAAUCGAUGAGAGGUUCUAUUUAUUGAUAGGAUCAUCUAUAGUUUUGGAGUUGGUGCUUGUGUCACUUGCCAUGUUCAGGAAGGAACAUUAGUCUGCCAAGGGCGACUAGUUCUUUAUCGUCAUACUUCUUAUCUUUCAAUAUUCUUUCUAUUCAUCUCCCAACGCCCAACCACGCUUUCAACAGUAUCUCUUUUUUCAUAUUUGAUCUUUUAAAAUGUCUGUGUAAGUGUUCAAUAGAAAUUGAGUGGGGACUGCGCACUAACCACUUCACUAGCUCACUGCCUCCGCUCGUGCUCAGUGUCAAGUACUUCUUAGCUAGAGACUUAGUGGCAAGUGCUCACUGUCGAAUGUAUUAUGUAAAAUGUGGAUUUUGUCUCAAUGUAUACAUUCAAAAUUUUGUCCUUUUAUAAUGUUUACCCAAAGAUUAUUAUAUAUAUCAAUAGUUAAAGAUUAAAAUCAUGCAUUGUCAAACUGAUGCAUCUAAAAGAAUGGAGAUAGGAUUGUGUAAGGCUUGACUGCUUGAGUUCACAGUUUUGGUGGUGGUAGGACUUCAUCUUUGACUUGUUUCUGGAUUUGACUAUACAGUUUCUUGAGUAUUAAUGAAUAUGGUAUUAUAUUAUGAUUAUUUUUAUUUUCUUAAGUACUUAGUAUCAUUUUGUAAUCAUGUUAUAUAAACUUUUACAUUAAACUGAGGCAUGCACAGUGAUACGUACAACUGUAUGCAUGAUGAGGUUGGCUCCUCUCUUCAUCCCACCAAUCCGCCUUAUCUAUGCAAUACACACGGUUUAUAAGGCAUUGAUAUUUGGUUUACAUUUAAUGCUUAGAAUGUGUAGUUAUGUACUCGCAUACAUAGAUUCUAGAAUUCUGACACUGUUUUGUGUUUCUUUGUCUGCCUUGUUCUAUAAAAAAGGUGUGGUUCUAUACUUCUAGGAGAACAACGAAAGGAGUAUUGAAGCCAUACAAUUGUAUGCCAGCAAUGUAGGAGAAAAAGAAAAUGUUUUAUGGGCUUGCUUUGACAAACUAGAAUUAGCUCCCUCAUCAUUCAAAAACAUCCUGCUGAUUGGUUAUUCCAAUGGGUUUCAAGUCUUGGAUGUUGAAGAUGCUUCUAAUGUAUGCGAACUGGUCUCUCAGCGCGACGAUCCAGUAACAUUUCUACAGAUGCAACCCAUCCCUGCAAAGUCUGAUGGCCAUGAGGGAUAUAGAAACUCACAUCCCUUGCUCUUGGUGGUGGCUUGUGGUGAAGCAGCUCAGUCCAUUCCUGCACAAAGUGGGAGGGAUGGCAUUAUUGAGCCUCAAGCAGGAAACAAUACGAACUUGCCUACUACAUCUACCCUUAGAUUUUAUUCUCUAAGGUCCCACAAUUAUGUUCACAUUUUGCGAUUCAGGUCUGCUGUUUUUAUGAUUAGAGCUAGUCCGCAUAUAGUUGCUGUUGGCCUCGCGACGCAGAUAUAUUGCUUUGAUGCCAUCACCCUGGAGAAUAAAUUUAGUGUGCUCACCUAUCCUGUGCCUCAGUCUGGCGGUCAGGGUUUUACUGGAGUCAAUAUUGGCUAUGGUCCAAUGGCUGUAGGUCCAAGGUGGUUAGCUUAUUCAUCAAACAACCCAAUGAUAGCAAACACAGGACGAUUAAGUCCACAAAGUCUUAGUCCUUCUCCAGGUGUUAGCCCAUCUACAUCUCCAGGUAAUGGAAACCUGGUAGCUAGAUAUGCCAUGGAGUCUAGUAAACAACUUGCUUCUGGAUUAAUCAAUCUUGGAGACAUGGGCUAUAAGACUUUUUCAAAGUAUUGUCAUGAGCUUCUUCCUGAUGGCUCCAGUUUACCUGCAUCAUCAAGCACUGUCUGGAAUGUCGGAAGGGGUCCACUUCACUCAAAUGAAACCGAUGCAGCUGGGAUGGUUGUCAUCAAAGAUUUCAUAUCCAGAACUAUAAUUUCACAAUUUAGGGCGCAUACUAGCCCUAUAUCUGCUCUAUGUUUUGACCCUAGUGGCACUCUCUUGGUCACUGCUUCCAUACACGGUAACAAUAUAAAUAUAUACCGUAUAUUGCCCAAUUGUUCUCAGAAUGGAUCAGGUGCACUUAACAAUGAUUGGAGUUCUUCUCAUGUCCACCUCUACAAGCUCCAUCGAGGCGUGACUCCAGCUGUGAUACAGGACAUUUGUUUUAGUAACUUUAGUCAAUGGGUGGGUAUUACUUCAACUAAGGGGACAUGCCAUAUUUUUGUACUAUCCCCUUUUGGUGGUGAGACAGGGCUUCAGCAGAGCACUCAUGUUAGUGGAACAACACUAACACCUAUACUUUCUAUGCCAUGGUGGUCUGCUUCUUCUUUUUCAACAAAUGCACACUCUUCUUGCCCCCCACCAACACCUAUCACACUGUCUGUCGUUAGCAGGAUAAAAAAUGUCUCUGGUUGGCUUAAUUCAGUAAGCAGUGUGGCAUCUUCUGCAGCAGGAAGGGUUUCUGUACCUUCUGGUGUUGUUGCAGCUGUCUUUCAUAGUUGCGUACACCGAGAUGUGCAGCAUGCUCCCCAAAAUCUGAACACUUUAGAACAUUUGUUGGCCUUCACUCCCAGUGGACAUCUAAUUCAAUAUGAAUUGGUUUCUUCUCUUGGUCGAGAGCAGGGUCAGUCUUCUUUGAGAAGUGGUACUGCCCACUUAAUGCAGAUGCAAGAGGAUGAUCUGGGAGUUAAAGUUGAGCCUGUACAAUGGUGGGAUGUUUGUCGAAGGGCAGACUGGCCUGAAAGAGAGGAGUGCAUUCAGGAAAUCUCCCUCUGGAACCGUGGGUGCAUGGAAACUGUCAUAGAUAAUUCUGCCAGUGAAGAUGAUGACAUUGGAGGUAAGGAUAUAACAAAGCCGCAUGGUCAGUCUCACUGGUAUCUUUCAAAUGCCGAAGUUCAGUCAAGGUCUUGGAGGAUACCAAUUUGGCAGAAGUCUAAGAUAUGCUUCUAUACAUUGAGUUUCCAAGGGAAUGCAGAGCAUUAUAUUGAUCAGCUUUCUUCCAGCGGGGAGAUUGAAAUAGAGAAUAUUUCUGUUAAUGAAGUCGAAAUCAAGCGCAAGGAUUUGCUACCUGUAUUUGACCAUUUUCAGAGGGGCACAAAUUGGAAUAAUGAAAGGGUUUCUUUUGAUGGCAGAUUUUCUGGUUCAUCGUAUGCUUCUUCCACAGCUAAAGAGAAACCAGAAGUUAGUUCUGCUAUUGCAACGGCGGCUCCACAGUGUUUGCUGAAAAAGGCACAUGCUGAUAAAAUGAGUGCGAUGCCAGUGGCAUAUCCACAUGUCGACCUAAUGGAUGAGAAUGAUGGAGCAAGUGAAUCAAGGUCAUUGGCCCCAUUCACGCUGAACCAAACAUCCUCUAGUCCUGAGCUAUCCACAAAUAUCAUAUCUUCCUUGGAGGAAGUUUACAUUGUAAAUAGUCCAUCUCCCCCCAACAGUGGGUCCCUCUUUGCAGGAGGAACUACUGCUAGGGAUGUUCCAUCUUCAAACAGUGCUUUUACUAGUGAAGCUUCAAACACAAGCUCUAACCAUUCUAAUAGGAGUAUGAAUAUUAGCAACGAUGAGGGGCCAAAUCAUGAAGAUAUGAGUGACCCUGUAGAUUUUGCACAGUAUUUCAGAGAAGGCUAUUGUAAGGCUUCAACUAACCAAGAAUCCCGUGAAUAUACAAAAGCGGUCACUCAUAAUGAUAGCAAUAAUACUCCUUGUGGAAAGGAGAAGGGUGAAGAUGAUGUGGAAAGUGUUGACAUGCUUGGUGGGAUUUUUGACUUCUCGGAAGAAGGUUGAUGCAUGACUUCAGAUAAUCUGCUGGUGUCAUGCUCCACUAUCAGAAUCUUUUAAAGCAUUGUCCAGUGCAUAUGAAUCUCAUGUUCACCCCUUUUCACUUGGACAAAAAUGCUACUGACUAUUGGUUGCUAAGUGUGACAUUUGCUUAGUCCAUUUUUUUUUGCCGGGACAACAAACGCCCGGUUUCUCUGCAUGUAAUUCAUAUGUACAUAUGCUGUAUAUUCAAAUUCAUCACAAACGAUUGGCAUGGACAGUUGUUUGUCUGUAAUGUUCAAAUUCAUAUAUUUGUUCUUUGGAAAAGAAAAGAAAGUGAGAAAAUAAAACAAAAAGUGAAAACUGGCUUAGUUUAUUUGUUUACUGGCGGGGGCCGGGGAAGUACUUUUGUUUGUUGUAUGCAAUGAUGCCCCCUCCACACACCGAAGUAGUGACAGAUCAGAACUCAGCAGUUGAGCGGACGACAAAAGAUGCUUCAUUUCUGACAGAAAGGAACACGGUUUAGGGGCUCGAUGGCAUAUGAAAAUUCAUAUUGGCAUUUCAUGUACAUAACAAAUAUGGCUAAUAAUAUCUGGUAAGUGCAACUUAUUGCACGUUUUGUGUGUAUCAGUGUAUGUGCCUUAACUGAAAACUGGGUUGUUCAAUCGUUUGGUUGACAUGAAAGAGUGUGGUAGUAUGUGAACAGUAUUAUGAAGGAAUCAACUAUCAAUCUAUAAUUCUUC